This is a messenger RNA of Cavenderia fasciculata, 6648 nucleotides long. Its product is annotated as phosphatidylinositol 4-kinase. Lineage: Eukaryota; Evosea; Eumycetozoa; Acytosteliales; Cavenderiaceae. The record is from RefSeq and is a predicted model, not a curated record. The coding region runs from base 1 to 6648 and encodes 2215 amino acids. Gene Ontology annotation, cellular component: plasma membrane; cytoplasm. The transcript has 4 exons. Gene Ontology annotation, biological process: phosphatidylinositol phosphate biosynthetic process; phosphatidylinositol-mediated signaling. Gene Ontology annotation, molecular function: 1-phosphatidylinositol 4-kinase activity.
AUGGAAACAAAGAUGAUUUCAUUAAACUAUAAGAGUUCAACAGAAUUCAACAAGUUAAAUGAAACAGUACCAGAAUUGUUUCGGUUAUCAGCAAAGGUACAACUAGCAGAGACUAUAUCAUUCCUCAACCCAAUACCCGAGGAUAGUAUACAAGUCAUUAUAAACUCUUGUCUAGCUCUCCUACCCAAUCGUAGAUAUUUAAAUGUAGAAGCAAAUGAUGAACAUCUUUGUCAUAUUCUUGAUCAUAAUCCAACUUUAAUGUCAUCCUUGGUUAGUAUAAGAUCACAAGAAAGUGUAAUUGCAUUAUCACAUCUUUAUAAAUGUUCAAAUGGAGUGAUUGGAGAAAAAGCAAUUUUAAUAUUGAUUGCCUUUAUCAAAUACUUGACGUAUAGUGAUUUCACAGCACCAUCGGAUAUAGUACAUGCCACCAACUUUACAUUUUACUUGAUUAGACAAUUGGCAGCAUUGACACAUGUCGCCGACAGUGAUGACAAUCAACCAACGUCGGCUCGUGGAAUGAUCAUGCCUGCGUUUAUAGACUUUUUUUCACAUAUUGUACAAUCAAAUAAUGUACCCAUCCUCUAUGGUACCCUCAUGGCUCUAGGUGAACCAACUCAUUUCAACUAUCAACAAGAUGAAUUGUCUCGUGUCAUUGGUAUCAUUGAAAAUAUCCUCUCCAACAUUUCAACUCAAAUACCAAUCUCUUCACCCUCAACUCUUAAAAAAAGUGUCAAUAGUACAACUAAUAAUAAUAUUAAUAAUAGUAACAAACUUAAUCAGAAAAAGUGUUUAUUAUUAAUUUGUAAAUCAUUUGAACAAAUAACUCAUCUUUCAACAGAUCAAGUUGAAAGUGAAACUUAUAGAAGAUUAUAUAAUCUAGUUUUUCAUUAUACUACAACUAUAACUGAUAAUGAAACAUUUAUUUCAAUUAUUAAUGUAAUUGUAAGAUGUGGAAUAUCAGAUGCAUCAAUUGGUAAAGAAGUGAUGGAUUAUACAAUUAGAUUUGUACAAGAGACAAAAAAUCUAAAUAAUAGUGAAGUGUUGGUUAGUUUGAAUCGUCCACAUAGCGAGUUGUUGUAUACUACCAUUUUGACGAGUUUGGUCGAUUUGUGUGAUCGUUAUUCUGAAAAGUCGAUUAGAGUGAUUGAAGUGCUAAAGGAAUUUAUUCAACACUCUAGGAUCCCAAAAAACAACAACAACGUACGAUUGACCGUUUUCGAUAGUGUAUGUCGUAUACUUAAAAACGAACAUCGUCGUGAACAUGGUAUCGAGAUUUGCAAGACUGUCAUUUCUUCACUCAUCAACACGAUGCACAUUCAAUACAGCGAGUACAGUAUCAGUUUGAUGGCUACUACUGCCAAUAAUGUAGGACCUGAUGGACGCAACCGAUCACCAUCAGUCAUUUCUACUCAAGCUGCUGAACAACAGUUUGACGCACUCUCCAACAUUAUCACAUGUCUUGGUAGAAUUGCGUGUAUGCUCAACGAUCAACACGUCAUUGACAUGAUUCUACCAAACUUUAUGAGUCGUGUCACUUAUCCACCAACCUUUAUCGAGAAUCUAGUGCUGGAACAGCUGACAGAGAUUGCAUUGCUCGGUUACGCAUCCGUCACCAAAGACAUUGUCGUAUUGAUCACCAAACUCUUUAAAAAGAUUUGUCGUGAUCCUCAUCAAGGACUCAUCCGAAACAUCACCCCCAACGCUCUCCAACGUCUUGCCAAAGACCUCUCUAGUCAAGAACUUCGUCAAGAUCUUUGUAAACGUGUCCUAAAGUUGUUCCAACAACUUGGUAAAACGUUAAAACGUGAAGAGUUGAAUCAAAAGUUGGCAUCACCAGUUCUCAAAGGUAUGGGUUUCCUCUUACCAACUAUUGCAGAAUUAAUCAAGGUCCCUAUCGGUGGUAAUGUCUCAAACUCGGGCAAUAACUCGAAUAGUUCAAGUUUUACUGCUUUGUUAAAUAGUACAGAAGUAUCAAAUAUGAGACUGUUCCGUAGUAUUUGGUUUUAUUGUGUAUUGUUUAGAUUCUCUACACCUGGUACAUGGAGAAGUGAUUGGAGAGAGUGUGUACAAGUCAUUGCAUCACAUCUUUUACCUCUCAUCUCUACCAAGAGUCAUUUGCAUUUAGAGAUGGAACUGGAACUUGAUAGUAUUAUCAAACAAGGAUUUGACAAGGAAUACUUUGUAGAGUUACGUUCUCGUCUGCUAGAGGUACUGCCAAACCAUGCACAUGUCAUCAAGAAUCUUACAUUUGCUCAGGCUGCCUAUGUAUACUCUGUCUAUACACUAGAGACUAUGCGUUUCUCAAUGUCUCAUUCUUUCAAGGUUGUAUUUGCCUAUUUACAAGAUCAGUCAAUCGAAAGUAUUUAUGUCAAUGCUUGUAUUCGUGGUAUUGUUGACAAGGUAUUUAAUGACUUUGUCACUACCUAUCUCUGUGUGUCACCAGCUUCUUGUGAACGUGUUCUCUCUGACCAUGCCAGCUUUUUAUUGCUCAAAUUCUGUUACCCCUACCAACCAGUUAGAAAGGCAUCGGAUGAAUCCAUCUCUUCAUUGGUCGCUCGUUUCCCACAAAUCCUUUGGAAUCGUGAAUGUUUGGGAACUCUACUCGAUCUGAUUGAAGCUAUUGGACAAGCUGCCAAAGUCAAGCCAAUGGAUAUGAUUUCAAUCAAACUACCAUCCGUCGACUAUGUCAUCGAGUUGCCCGACGAGACACCUGCCCGUCACCGUCUCCUCCAAGAAGUGGUAGAGCUUGGUAAUGUAUGGCUCAAGAAUGGUGCUCAAGUCGCUCCCAUCGAAAUUCAAGAACAGUUGCAAGAGUACAUGCAACGAUUCAGCACCUUUUCACGUAACCAUAUUGGUUUCUCGUUGGCUGUAGAGAUUGGUUCCAUCAACAACACAUCGAUUGGCAACGGAUUAAACGGUGUCAAUGGAAUUAUUGGAACCUCUCCUCAACCAGCUCACAGCAACAUUGCAUCAGCUGCUGCAUCUGCCAUUGGUAGUAGAUUCACUGGCAAUUCCAACAACCAAGAUGUAUUGGCUAGUGCCUACCCAAUUUGUUACAAUAGUAAUGCUGCCAACUUUAUUAGUACACUUCAACUCAAAUCCCUCUAUUCUGGCGAGGUCAAUGGUAUGAUCAAUAUGAUGAUGGUCGACUAUAACGAAAACUCUGGCGAACAAGAAGACGAAAAGUUGAGCGAGAUUGUCGAGGAAUUGGCAUUUUUACGUUUGAUUGAAGAGUUUGAAAAGUUGAUUCAACAACACCGUCGUGGAAAGAUUGUCGAUUCUUUGGCAUUUAGUUCAAUCAUGUAUCGAUCAUGUGCAUUCCUUAUCAAUCAUUAUUUUGGUCAGAGUGUUAAAUUGAUUCACAUGGUCUGUUAUGCUCCAGCUUUUAUCUUUACACCCAACUCAAUGGAGGUUGGUGUAACUGCUUGGAAAUGGUUAUUGGCCGAACGUCCAGAUUUGACUCAAUUCAUUAUGACUUCCAUCUCUGAUAUUUGGUCUUGGACUGUCAAUCAACGUAUUGGUCUAUUUACAAAUACUGAACGUGAUCCAUCACCAUUUUCAAUUUCUCAACAACAACAACAACCAACACAAUCACAAUCACAAUCACAACCAUCUGCUACGCAAAAAGAUUCCAACGAACCAAAUAUAGAUGUAAUGAUGGGAGGAACACCAGUAGAACAAAAAAAGAAUGUUGGUAAUUUACCAGAAAGACAUAAUCAUGUACCACACAAGAUUAUGAUUAAUUUCUUGGAGGAACGUUUCUAUGUUGUAAAAUACUCUAGCAAGGAACAAGUUGAUGUUAUCAUUUCAAUGUUGCUAAAGGCAAUUGCCGAUCAGAAUAUGCUUAGUGUUUCACCACGUAGUCUUGGUACGAGAUUCAAACUUCUCUUGUUGUGUAUGCGAUUCAUCCAAGGUGACUAUAUCGGCGACCAAACACUUGUCAAAUUAAUGCGUGACCGUGUCUAUUUGGCUGCACUCAGUUGGUUCUACCUACCACCAAUCUGGUACGGACAAAACGAGUCGAGUGGUGACUUGCAAGCAGAUACUCACACGCUCAUUGAUUUCUGCAAGGCUCUCCAAACAGAACCAAUCUUUUCCUAUGCCAUUGAAAAACGUCAUACCAUCUCUUUUUCACGUGACAAGAAUACUGGUUCCUUGAUUAAUUCAUCACAAUCUAUCAAUGGUUAUUCUACCAUUCGUAAUAGUCGUCCAAGUUCAGAUCGUCUAAAUCUAUUGGCCAAUUCUUCAAAUGUUUCUGGAUCUGCCAUUCCAUCACUAACCAAUGCCGUACCAUCGUCACAAUCAAAUGGAUCAAAUCAUGUUGGUAGUGGAUUAAGUGGAGCUGUUGGUAUUGGACUUGCUCAACAACAACAUCAACAACAACAACAACAACUACAACAACAACAACUACAACAAUCAUCAAAUACUAUGAAUGGAUCAACUGCUGCACUUGCAAGUUCAGUUGGUAGUUCAACACCUGGUACAAUCAAGUUGGAUGUGAUUGGUAGUGGUAUUGGAACCAUGACAGUUUCAUCGGCACAAGGUAUUUUAGUGAGUCAAACACUUUUAGAGACUUGUAAGAGUGGAGAACGUCCAUUGAAUGAACUUCAACUUGAGGAACUUAGAAAACGUCGUAAUCUUAUCCUCCUCCUCGUCGGCAAUGAAUUGGAGAGAAUGUCUGCUUGGAAUAAUCCAAUCAACCGUUUAACACUCCAAAUUCAAGAACAACUCAAAUUCUCCUAUGACAAUUUACCCAAAAACAUGAAAUCUAGUUGGAGAGAAUACUUGGUAUCAUCGUGGCGUAUUGACCCUAGAUUGGCCGUUCAUUUUAGUGCUCGUUUCCAACUUGCCAAGAUUCGUCGUAUCUUGUCUGAAAUGGUUGUCAAGAAUACAAAGGCAGUCUUGAAUAUCCCGGAAGCACUGCCACUUCUCAUUACUGAGGAAAAUGUUGCUCGGAACAUACCUGAACUCAAGUACCUCUUGUAUUGGGAGACUGUCACCCCACCCAUGGCCAUUUCAUUGCUUGCCAAGAGCUUUAGAUCACAUCCAUUGGUGAUUCAGUACGCAUGUCGUGUGUUGCGUAACUUCCCACCCGAAACGAUUAUGUUUUACAUUCCACAGUUGGUGCAGGCACUGCGUUAUGACCGUACGGGUCUUGUUGAAAACUACUUGGUCGCUGCAAGCAAGACAUCCGAGUUGUUGGCACACCAGAUCAUUUGGAACGUGCAAACCUACACGGAAGCCGAUCCCAACACUGACAAGUUGAUUGAUGAUCCCGGCAUCCACGACAUUGCCAAGCGUCUAAAGAACCGCAUUAUUGGCGAAAUGGACGCCAAGGCACGAGACAACUACAAACGAGAGUUUGACUAUUUCGAGUCGUUUACUGCCAUCUCUGGACGUUUAUUGCGCGAGCAUAAAGACCCCAUCAAGAGAAAGACACAAUUACACGAAGAACUCCGUAUUCUCUCCAACAACCAAAGAGAAGAUCCAAACAACCCUCUCUACCUCCCAACCAAUCCAAAGAGUAUUGUCAUUGGUCUUGAUAUUGAUUCGGCCAUGACAUUGCAGUCUGCUGCCAAGGUACCUAUUCUCGUCAACUUUAAGGUGUUGGAACGUCGUCUUCCAAGCAGUCACCCAUCACAUCUCGAGGUAAAGUCACCAUCGCCAAGCAACUCGCCGUUGAUGGGUGCAACCAUCACAUCGUCCACCACGGCCAUUAUCCCCUCGAUUCUCAAAUCCACCUCACCCAAACUGUCCAACACCAACAUUAUGCAUCUCAGAGAAUCGACACGUAUUCGUAAACUGUCGAGACGUGUCAUUCACGACCCCACCCCACCAUCAAACGAAGUACACCUCCAAGGUUGUAUUUUCAAGAGUGGUGAUGAUAUCCGUCAAGACAUGUUGGCACUUCAAGUGAUUGAUCUCUUUAAGCGUAUCUUCCAAUCGGUCGGUCUUGACCUCUACCUCUUCCCAUACAAGGUCAUUGCUACCAAACCUGGUUGUGGUAUGAUCGAGCUCGUACCCAACACCAUGUCUCGUGAUCAAAUUGGUAAAAAGGUAAAUGGUUCACUCUAUGACUAUUUUAUCUCUCGUUAUGGUCAAAAGAAUAGUUUGGGUUUCCAAAAUGCACGUAGAAACUUUAUCAAAUCAAUGGCUGCCUACUCUGUCGUAUCCUACAUUCUCCAAAUCAAAGACAGACACAACGCAAACAUUUUGGUCGAUGAUGAGGGCCACAUUGUACACAUUGAUUUUGGUUUUAUCUUUGAUAUCUCGCCAGGUGGUGAUUUGCUCACCUUUGAGGCAUCGCCAUUCAAGAUGAAUCAGGAAAUGAUUGACAUUAUGGGUGGAAAACCAAAUGCAGAACAAUUCACAUGGUUCAUGGAACAAAGUGUCCGUGCCUUCCUUGCCGCCCGUCAACAUAUGGAUUCAAUCAUCACCCUUGUUGAGCUCAUGCUCGAUACAAAGCUCCCUUGCUUCAAGGAACAAACUAUCCUUCAUCUACGUCAACGUUUCUGUCCCAACAAGAGUGAAACCUAUGCUGCCAAAUUCAUGACCAAGGUCGUCGUCGAUUCAUUCUCUACCAUUUCAACAUUCUCUACUUACUUUUAUGAUGUUUUCCAAUAUUUUGAUAAUGGUAUUGAAAUGUAA